UUCGCAGCGGCAGUCAGUUUGCUAUUGCCGCCCGUUGAGCGAGCAUCUCGGACAACAGGGAUCGCAGGGCUUGAUUGCGGUGCGACGAGGCUGUUUUUGGCGAACUUUGAAGACUCUCCUGACGGGAUAAGGGAAGCUUGUUGAAAAUACGUAAUACGUUGAAAGAGUUUUCAGAUAUAUGAGGAAAAUUUACAGCGUGCCGAUUUGUUUUGGAGAAGAUAUUUUUACGAUAAAGGAACGGGGUACAUGUUCAACAACGAAAGGUGUUAAAAUUCAUUGUUUAUGACUGUAGGGGAUUUAUUAUCCCUUGGUUUAUUGUAGGGAACGCGACGGAACUGAGUUUUUGUGAGAGGUAUAAAUAAAUUAGAAAACUUUGGUUGUCCCGACGGCAAGUGGUUGCCGCCGGGGUGGGAACCACGUGGCGAGGCAGCACACGUACACGCACGUAAACGGCGGCGCAACUGUGAACAGUUAGGACUGACUGGGUUUCAGUGAGUGCGAAAUAGUUUGUUGUUUUUCUGUGUGAACUCGGAGUGACGAAGUGAGAAGAUUGCAUCGACGACCCGGAAGCAGUGAAGGGUGCGUUACGGUGUGCGGGGUGAGGGUGGGGGGAGAUAGAAGGCGGACAGACUUGCGGGAUUUGCUAAAAGUGAACAGAGCCGGCACAUUCGCCGGCACAAUCGCGAUUUAUUAGUCGCGGGCGAAGUAGCAGAAGAGAAUAGAAGAAAGAAGAGACUAAACUAUAGACGUCGGCGAACUGCUGCGAUGCUUCAGGGCUUUGCGCUCCCAGCGAUCAGGGUGAAGCGAUCGUCCUUAUCGGAGGCCGUAACGGCCUGCUAAGAUGACCGCGCGUCUCCACUCGCUGAGGCACCAGGAGAAGAAAUCCACCGGAACAACCGGGCAGCGUCAUCAUCGGCAGCAGCAACAGCAGCAGCAACAGCAACAGCACAACACGGUUCAGCAACGCGGCGCCAGUCCAGCGCCCAGCCCCAGUCCGAGUCCAAGUCCCAGCCCUAGCCCGAAACACUCGGACGGACGAAGAGCAAACAAACCACUGAUGGAGAAGCGACGCAGGGCGCGGAUAAACCAGUCGCUGGCCGCGCUAAAGGCGCUUAUCCUGGACAGUGCUCGGCUGGAGAACACGAAGCACAGUAAACUCGAGAAGGCAGAUAUCCUCGAACUAACCGUCAGGCAUCUUCAGAGACAGAGAUCUCUCGCUCAGCCAGGCCUCUCCAGGUACAAGGCCGGCUAUCAGGACUGCUCGAGAGAGGUGAGCCGAUACCUAGACGCCCCUGACAUAAUAACCGGAAACUCUACGCCACUGGAUCCGGCCGUGAAACAGCGUCUUCUACGGCACCUGGACAGCUGCGUAUCGGAGCUGGACCUGGACCUCGGUUCCCGUCCGGACAGCGGGCUGGGUAGCAGUCCCGGAAGCGUGACGGACAGGGUGACGGGGGCGGCGAGUCCCGGUCCCCUGGAGCAACACCACGCGGUGGUGGCGCCCCACUGCAGCGGGGGUUUGGGGGCGGGGGCGGCGGGGGUGGUGCAGAUAAAGUCGGAGCUGCCGGAGGUGAUGGAGACGGCGCGACCUGACAGCAGCACGACGGCCGGCGACGAGAACAACAACAGCAGCAGGCCGACGUCGGCGUUCAGUCAGGUGAACCCGGGGGGCGUCGGGACGCCCGAAGCCUCGACCUCCGCCUCCCAGCAGAACCCGAACAUGCUGUCGGUCGUCCAGGUUAUACCCUCCCGACUGCCCGACGGUCAGGUCGUCUUCCUCCUACCGAGCCACUACGUCCAACUUGCGGCGGCCGCGGCGGCGAACGGAAUAAGCAUCGGGCCCAAUCCACCGACCGCAAUUUGGGCCGCGACGAACAUGUCGCUGCUGAAGGCCACCGACAAACUCGUCGCGAAAAGGCCCCACGACGAAUCGGUCGAAUGGGGUGUGCCUGGUGGGGGGGAUAAUCACAAGCCGAGCAAGAGUCCCAGGAUACAGGAACGGGGCGAUAAUUCGGGGCCCGAUGGUGUUAUGCAGGCUGAGAACCUGAACAACAACGACAGCGACAACAACCAUCAUCAUCGUCAUCAUCAUCAUCAUCAUCAUAAUCACAGUCGUAUUCAUUCCGAGAAUCAGGGGCACGAACAGCCUCUCGAUUUUACCACCUCGAAAAAAGUCAACGGAAAUUCGAUGACAACGACGUCGACGACGACGACGACGGCGAUGCAGAUCACGGCCGAAAGAACGAGGUGUAACACAGCGGAGGGUGAACGCGUCGAUCAUCAUCAUCAUCAUCAUCGUGAGAUGGAUACGGCGACUGCCGACGAAAGACCCAACAGCAGAAACGAAAGCGAGGGACUUGCGGCCCCGUCUUCACCUUCCCUGCAUCAACCUCCCCAACCCCCUAAAGACGAGGAGGGAAUGUGGAGGCCGUGGUGAAUUCCUCGCUUCUCGCUUUCUCGUCGUUGAAAGUUUUCUUAUUCUUUCUUUACAUUUAUUUAUUUUUUUUUCUCUCUCUCUCUCUCUCUCUUAUCCCUCCUAUCAUUUUUCCCUCCCCUGAAUUCUAUUUCUUAAUAUUUAUAUAGUCAACAGAGUGAUACGAAUGUGAAAAAUAAAAUGUACAGAGUUAUUAUUAUUAUUAACUGCAGAUUCGCGCGUUGAUUAGGAUAUGUGUAAAAUAGACGAUACGAUAUGUCCACUUUUCGUCGUAUAUAUAUAUAUAUAUAUGAUAUGUAUAUAUAUAUAUAUAUAUGUAUAUAUCGUAUGUAUAUAUAUAUAUAUAUGAUAUGUAUAUGAAUGCGAAAGUCAAGAGUGAGUGUUAGAAUUUAGAGUGAAAGAAAAUAUACACCUACCUUUCAUUUCGCUGAGAUUUUCUUUUCUUUCUUUCUUUCUAUUUGUUCCCCUCCAUCUUCUAUUUAUUUCUCUUCUAAAAAAUUAUAUAUAUAUAUAUAUAUAGAUAGAUAAAGACGCGCGGUAUCGCACAGAUCAUAAGUAAGUAAGAGGUAUAUACGUGUUAUAAUAACGAGGCGUUACCCGGUUGUGGUCACUUUCUCUGCAGGUAUCUAAAUUCCAGUUCUACUUACAAAAAGUUCCUGAAACAUACACCGUUUCGGAAAUCAGAAAAAAAAAAAAAAAAAACAACAACACGUCAUUAUGUAUAUAAUACUGAAUAAUUUGUUGAAUCGAUCAGAGAACCGGUUAAAUAUAACAAUUUCCAUUCUAUUCUUUUGAUAUUUGUUUCGUAUUCCGAUCGAAAAAUAUGUCAUGUAGUUUGUGAAAAAUUAGAAAUAUAUAUCGAGAACAAUUAUGAAUCAGUCGAUAACUGGCGCAUCAGAAAUUAUAAUUUACGGCUUUCAUGUACGUUUUAAUGCGUGAAAUGUAUAAAAUGAUGGUAAACAAGUAUAUAUUUAUUUAUAUGUAUAUAUAAAUAUAUAGUUGUUGCUUUAUGUACACGUUAUAUAUAUAUAUACAUAUGCAUGUAUAUAAAGGCGUGUACAUAAAGCGAUAGAAAAGAUUAAAGAGUAUUUAACCCUCGUUGUCUUUUCCGCGAUUCUCAUUGUAAAUAGAAUUUAAAAAAAAAAGAAAAAAACCUUGUACCUACACCAAGUCGAAACAAUUACUAUUAUUAUAAAUAUAGAUUUAUUUUGAUGUUAUCUAUAUGCGAUAAGGAGAAGGAUAUUAAGGUUAAAUAUUUAAAAUAACAAAACACACGAAAAAAAAAAGAGAAAAAGCAAACAAACAAACACAAAUAUAUAUAUAUUAUAUUACAUUAAAGUAUUGCCAUGAUUAAACUUAAGCAUACCGCUAAUGUCCUUCGGAUCUGAUCCAUAUUCAAUGUACUUAGUUGGGCGGUCAAUAAAUCUCUUAUAUUGAUCGCAACGUAUAAAUAUCAUUGAAAGGAA
Molecule: messenger RNA, 3900 nt
Organism: Neodiprion virginianus
Lineage: Eukaryota; Metazoa; Arthropoda; Insecta; Hymenoptera; Diprionidae
Gene: Sidpn
Product: palmitoyltransferase ZDHHC5-A-like
Exons: 3
Coding region: 842-2437 (531 amino acids)
Biological process (GO): regulation of neurogenesis; anterior/posterior pattern specification; regulation of transcription by RNA polymerase II
Cellular component (GO): nucleus
Molecular function (GO): DNA-binding transcription factor activity, RNA polymerase II-specific; protein dimerization activity; RNA polymerase II cis-regulatory region sequence-specific DNA binding
Source: RefSeq, a predicted model, not a curated record